Messenger RNA from Oncorhynchus gorbuscha (pink salmon), 1939 nucleotides. RefSeq names its product vascular endothelial growth factor C-like. NCBI's taxonomy places the organism in Eukaryota, Metazoa, Chordata, Actinopteri, Salmoniformes, Salmonidae. Gene Ontology annotation, molecular function: vascular endothelial growth factor receptor 3 binding; chemoattractant activity; growth factor activity. Gene Ontology annotation, biological process: positive regulation of protein phosphorylation; response to hypoxia; positive regulation of angiogenesis. Bases 1 to 726 code for a protein of 241 amino acids. The record is from RefSeq and is a predicted model, not a curated record. The transcript has 5 exons.
AUGGCCAGCAUGGUUCCUGUUCCCACGAAAGCAAAGCUGUUUGAAAUCACAGUUUCCAGCAGUACAAAUAACAACCUAGUGACGAUCAGCUUUGCCAACCACACCGUGUGCAACUGUCUGUCCAAACUGGAUGCCUACAGACAAGUACACUCCAUCAUACGACGAUCUCUACCAGAAUGUCUGGUAGCCAAUAAAACCUGCCCAAAGAACCACAGCUGGAGCAACCGCUUGUGCAGAUGUAUGGCGGUGCAACGCGACACCCCUCCCCCGCUCCAGAUACAACACUCGGACUCGUUUGAAGCGGAUGUCUGCGGGUCAGAUAAGGAGUUGGACGAGGAGACGUGCCAGUGUGUUUGCAGGCGACAGCUCCGGGCCUCGGGCGCAUGCGGACCCCACCGCUACCUGGAUAAGAACACGUGCCAGUGUGUGUGUAAGACGCUCCCCUCGUCCUGUGGGCCGCACCAGCUUUUCAAUAAAGACACGUGCCAGUGCUCCUGCGCCAGGACGUGCCCCAGGCACCAGCCGCUCAACCGCACCAAGUGUGCCUGCGAGUGCAACGAGUCACCCAACAGGUGCUUCCUGAAAGGCAAAAGGUUCCACCAGGCCACCUGCAGCUGCCACAGACCACCUUGUGACGUGCGGAGGAGUCGACGCUGUGCAUCAGGUUUUUACUUCAGUGAGGAGGUCUGCCGGUGCGUACCAACAUACUGGAGAGGACAGGAUUAACUUUGAGUUCACAUUAUGCAGCUGACCUUCUACCCGGUUAUAAUGAUUAGAAUCUAUUGCUAUUGCUACGCGAGCCGCAAUCGUGUGGAGAAGUACCUAGCCUGGACCUAGGUCGGGAAAUGGUUGAAAGGACACAUAGUUUGUGGGCUACUUUGGAAUUAUAAAGUGACACUUGGGAAAUAUUAUGGACAUAUUGAUGUGAACCCCAAAUAUCACGAGAGGAUCUAAUGAAAAGACUGAAGGAUGGGGAGAAAUUGAAGGCGAAGCCUUAUUUUUGUUAUUUUGUAUUUGUUUGUUAUUCGUAUGUCAGAUAUUGAUGAUAUAAUUUAUUGCCACUAAAUGUUUGCAACCUCUUUGUUUAUUGCAAUUUCAAUCUUUCCAAGAAAAUACACUGUGAUCAAUAUGUGUGCAUCAUGUGAUGCCUCUUUAAAAUAAAAGCUGAAUAUUGUUAACAUAUUUCUAAUCUAGUUUAUCAUAUUGAAUUGGAGUUACUGAUUGUAAAUAACUAAUGUACACACAUAUCUUACAAUUAUGAUCAUAAGGCAGGCUAUAUUUACACAACAAAAAAUGUCAUUCAAAUUUCCAUAUGAAUUAACACAAAAUAGUAUGUCAUUUCUGAACUGCCAUCCACAGCAUACACAUUUAUGUUAGAUACUUGAAAAUAUACUAUAUAUCACUUUUAUCUUUGGUCAACCACCUCACCAGCCAUACUAACAUUGGACUCUCAGUUCUAGGAUCAGGGCCAUACGUUUUUCCAGGUUUGAACCAUUUUAUGACAUGAUGAGGAUAUCCUAUGAAUCCAAGUCACCAGUAGUAAACCUCCAAGGAAGGGAUACGGUGAACUAAUACAUGAAUCCUGCCUUGUCAAUGAAUGAAUACUACUACUAUAGAAAACCCUAAUCAGCCAAAUGGACAAGGAUAUCUAAUCUACAGUACAGCAGAAUGAAGACCAGUAUGAGAAUGCUCCUAAUUCUCUGACCAAAACUCAUUGGACAAGUGAAUGGAUGUUUCAAAGUCUACCAUGAAUGACACAUCGGGACAAAUGGUUACUAAGAUGUUUGGAAGGUGCUCACUCCGUAUGGGUUUAAACAAGAGCAGGUCGAGUUCUUGUCAUAGUGCUGAAGUAUUUCAUGGUCAUUUUCUACGUCAACUGUGUUUGUAUUGUUCCUAUGUUUUUCUACUAGAAAAUAAAUCACCAAUUUCGCAAGACGCA